Messenger RNA from Dichomitus squalens LYAD-421 SS1, 3338 nucleotides. RefSeq names its product ARM repeat-containing protein. The transcript is spliced from 15 exons. The record is from RefSeq and is a predicted model, not a curated record. NCBI's taxonomy places the organism in Eukaryota, Fungi, Basidiomycota, Agaricomycetes, Polyporales, Polyporaceae. Gene Ontology annotation, molecular function: mRNA 3'-UTR binding. Gene Ontology annotation, biological process: post-transcriptional regulation of gene expression. Bases 80 to 2086 code for a protein of 668 amino acids. Gene Ontology annotation, cellular component: cytoplasm.
GCCCCGCCUCCGUAUAAAUCCUGCGAAUCGCUUGUUCACAUUCUCUCUCCAUCCCCACCCUUACGCUCUCGCCGCCGACAUGGAUCAGACCACCACUUCGCAGUCAUUCGCUCCUUUCUUCGACACUCUCCCAUCUUCCAGGUCCUCUGCGUCCUCCAUAUGGGCGCCUCAGCCUCAGCCUUCCGACACCGCCUGGACAAAAGCCAUCGACUCGUUCACUCGAGCCAAUCUCCAUGGCCUCACCGGAACAGGUCUCUCCCGUCCGACACCGCAGCGGUCGUCCUCGUUCCCCGCUCCUAAUCACGGUCAAGACGUAUUCGGCCUUCCGAUGAGCCAGGACGGACAGCGUCGCCGCGAUGUUGGCGCCAUCGGAGACGGGCGCAAAAAGCUCUCUCCGACCUUCGACGAGCUUCACGUUGAACAGCUACUGCGCUCACUGAACCUCAACUCGCCGGGUCCCGCGGUGCCGCCACCCAGGAUCAGGAGCGAUCUCGUCCAUUCCCCUACCUCGCCCGAUUUAUCACCCAUCUCUACGACUUCUGCUCUUCUCACCCCGACUGACAUGUCCCCUGCCAAAACGUUUGAUCAGAAGUUACCCCCUACGUUCGAUUUCAAUGCUGUCCUUCGCCCUCCCGAGAACAACUUGCUGAUGUUCGAGGGCGGCUACCGCGGUCCAGAGAUAGCCCAAGGGACGCAGGCUUCGAUCUGGGCCAACCCUCAAGCUUACAACUCGGAAGCAGGCUACUUUCAGACAUUCGAGCCUUUUCCUGAAAGCUCCCCGCACUCGGUCUCUCGUGGGCAGCCUCUGCCGCUAUCCCAAGUGCAGGCCGAACGCCGGCAAUUGGAGACUAACGUUCUUCCCCCCACACUCCCGCCUCUCUCUUGGGGUGGGCAACGUCUGCGCAACUCUUCCGACUGGCUCAAAGCCGACGAUAUCAUCGACCGGGGAGCGCAGUUCCACGCGACUGAGACGGCAUUCCGCUCCACCCAAGCGCAGUCAGGGCCGCCUCACCCGACAUACUCACAGCCCAUCAACUUCCUGUCUCUUCUGCAUCCCUCUUCCACUCCGCCUUACGACUUGUUCGUGGCACGCAUCAUCAAAUCUUCGGACCAGCAGGCUUCCAUAUUUCUUCAACAGAAGCUGAAGGUGGCCGACUCCGAUGAAAGAGCGAAGAUUGUGGAUGCCAUCUGUGCGAGGGGCUUCGACAUGAUGGCGCACAGGUUUGGCAAUUGGGCUGUGCAGAGAUGUCUCGAAGCGACGUCUUCCGUCGAGGAAAGGCGCAAGAUCGUCGCAUGUAUGCGCGGUCGUGUGGUUGAUCUGGCUACCAAUUGUUACGGCUGCCAUGUCCUCCAAAAGGCCUUGGAUUGCGAGGAAGAUGUACGGCUUCUCAUUGUUUCAGAGCUUCUCCUCGGCGAUCCGGCACAAACGCUCGUGAACAAGCAUGCGUCGCAUGUGUGGAGCAAGAUCAUGGAACUUUCUUGGACACCUCCAGCACCACCUAUCUUUGCGUACGUCAACAGGUCUCUCAAGGGCAAAUGGGCAUCUCUGGCCUGUCAUGAGACCGGCUCGCUCGUUGUGCAGCAUGCAUUCGAAAAUCUGGAGGAGUCCGCGAAGGACGGCAUAGUCGAUGAGCUCCUGAACCAGGGCCCCGUUGUAUUCGGCGAAGUCGCAAAGAGCCAAUGGGGCUCGUACUGCAUUCAGCACAUUCUCGAACAUGGCUCUCAGCGUCACCGUGAACUGGCAUUGGAGCACCUCAUAGGCGGUCUCCUUGAAUAUGCUACCAACGAGCAAGGCAUCAAGUCCAUCACCAAAGCCUUGAAGGAGGGCGGCAAAGACACUCUGGACAGAAUCAUCAAGCGGAUGUGUGAACCAGCGAAGAGUGCUCGCAGGGCGACGGUUGUAGAUCUCGCUCUAUCCGUCACCGGGAGCCAGCUCAUUGCAAGCGUCUUACCCAACGCCGACAAGGACCAGCGGGCUCUCCUUUACGAUUCUAUCCGUGGACAUAUCGUUACGCUCCGUGGCUGCAAAACUGGUUCGAAGGUCAUCUGGUUGUUUGACCGAAUGCGCGCAUAUUACGGCUACUGAAUCUUGUUCUACGCUGCAACAUAUCAUCUGACAUAUAUUCAAGCCGUAUCUGUACCACCGCAAUCCCUCCCAUGCAUCACAUUCUUUUUGCAGUGCCGCCGUUGCGGACGCAUCCCUCUGCCAACGUUCAUUCACCAUUCGCUUUACACCUUGCCACGACAUAGAUCCAUCGUACAUUACCAACAGCAAGAUCGCUCAGCAAGCAUACAACAAGGACUAUCAUAUUGCACUGUCAAUUUACGCACGCAUACUUUCUUUAUUGCUCCUUAUUCGCAUUAUCUCCUCAGCUCAUCUGCAACUCCCAAUAAAUCCAACCACCUCCUCCAGGACCCCGAUGUGUACAUGUACCUGUGCAGGCUCCCUGCCGGCAAAUAGCCAUAGUAAUCACAAAUCCUGUCAUUACAAUGUAGUGCGCUGCAUGUGCAGAUGAACGAGAUCUUUCCUUGCAACACGAAUGCGUAGAAUGAACUGUGCGUACGACAAACCUCCAUGCCUUUGCCGCCCUGUGCACGUAGAAGGAGCAAGUGCCAUGUGAACGACAUCUUAACGAUUCUUCCGAAUUCCUAGCUUUGAACCACGGCUGGUGACUACACGCGACGUCCUUGCUGACGUUUCGACAAGCUUUCGGACCAUGUAGUAAAGCAAACAUUAUUUCAGCACGUGGAUAUCCAUCCAGCGAGUGGUAGAGUGAGUUUGGUUUGGACGAGAUAUCUAAGUGCUAACACAAUACGGCCUCACGACGAGUAAAGCUCCUCCCUAAUGUUGAUUCCAAGCUCCUCGCGGAGAGGCUUGAGCUCGUCGAGGUACGCCUGGUACUGUUGCUUGUUCUCGACCUUCUCCUUGAUACCCUCAAACACGCGGACGGCUGUCGCGUAAUCGUUGACACGGCGGGCGGCGCGUACGGCAGCCUCGAUGACAGCGGGGGCAGGAACGAGGUCGUGCGCGAAACAGUUGUUAAGACCGCGCUGAACCUCGAAGAGAUCCUGGGCGGACUGGAAGAAGUUGACGUAGCGCUCCGUGAAGGACUCGAACGUCUCUUGGCCGUGUGCGCUGGACGAGGGGCGGGCGAAGACCGGGGCGACGCGGGUCGCGGCAGGGCGGGCGCGGAGGAGAGUGGACGCGAGCUGUGCACGCAACAUGGUCGAGGUGCAAGGUUGGAGGAUGGAGAGGAGGGCGGCGAGGAUGUGGUCGUGACGGAAGAAAAGGCGAGGAUGUCAGGGCACGACCGGGCGCGACUCUGCCGAGGCUCGAU